Soboliphyme baturini is the source of this 924-nucleotide messenger RNA. NCBI's taxonomy places the organism in Eukaryota, Metazoa, Nematoda, Enoplea, Dioctophymatida, Soboliphymatidae. The record is from the annotation of a GenBank genome assembly.
GCAUUGUUGCUGACUCCUGCUUCUGACGGUGUGAUGAAGUUCCGUCUGUUCAUUUUAUUUCUGGUAUUUCACGAUUUCCAUCAAGUUUAUCCGGAUGGGUUUGGUACAUAUUGCCGAGUGGCGGCAGAUUGUCAAAGCGAAAAUGCUCAAUGUGUGAACUCCAUUUGCCAAUGCAGCGAGACGUUCGUUCUUGCGAGGGAUCAAUUCGGUGAAUUGUAUUGCGUUAGUCCUGCAGAUAGCAGCAGGUGUCUGAACAAGGUGUUCCAGGACAAACUUAAACAAGUCGGCGACAAAUUUCCCUCAUUAAAUUCUGAACAGGACUUUGGAAAAGAUUGCCAACUAUCGUCAGACUGUAAAACUGAAGGCGCGGAAUGUGCAAACACGAAGUGCGCCUGCAAGUCGACGAAUAUCUAUGUCACCGCCUCAAGAGGCAGUGAAAGUAAAGUGCUCUGCCUGAAGUACGCCGAUAUGGACAGCUGUUUGGGAAGGAUGAAACGCCAGGAAGCUGUCACUCUGAGUCCAGCUCUAAAGCGUAAAGUGAAAGCGUUGAAAAAAUGCGGUACCUCCGAAGUUAAACCAUCUAUCGACCUAAAGCAGGCGUCGAAAAAAGGGAAGUUUCGCAUUAUUGGAGGAACAAAUGCUCAGAGUUGCAGCUACCCAUUCGCAGCAUUAUUGCAAAAAAGACAAGGCAAUAAGAUCACAUCAUGCGGUGGCUCCCUCAUUAGCGAUAGACAUGUCCUCACAGCUGCACACUGCUGGAAAGAAGGACGCAAGCACUCGACGUGCUCUUGCAAGGUACAGGAGGCAGGUGCGACCAAGCGGAACAUCCAGAUAGACCUACCGUCUCACAGACGAUUGGAAAUUGGCACAGGUUACGGAAGCGACCCGACGAGUCGGCAGAAACCUGAAGUUCGUACCGAUUGA